Ilex paraguariensis (yerba mate) is the source of this 357-nucleotide messenger RNA. Lineage: Eukaryota; Viridiplantae; Streptophyta; Magnoliopsida; Aquifoliales; Aquifoliaceae. The record is from the annotation of a GenBank genome assembly.
AUGGUUUAUGAAGCUAAGGCUCGGCUCAGUGACCCCGUGUACGGUUGUGUUGCGAUCAUCGCCUCUCUCCAAACCCAGGUGUCCCAAUUGCAAGCUGAUUUGAACAUAGCUCUUGCAGAAGCAAUGACGCUUAGAGCCCAACUGUCGGGGGCCUUAUCCUCACUAAUCUCUUUCCAAGGUUCUCCAACCGACUAUACAGGAAUGAUCAGCCAUGAAUAUGACCAUCAGCAGCUGAGUGAGUUUAACAAAUUAGUCCCCACUCAUCGUAUUCCCACCUCUGAGGCAAUGCUGAUCUUCCCUCAACUCAAAGAACCAGUCCCCACAAAUGAGGUUCCUCAGAUCCCCGAGUUCUGGUGA